Clunio marinus is the source of this 2073-nucleotide messenger RNA. NCBI's taxonomy places the organism in Eukaryota, Metazoa, Arthropoda, Insecta, Diptera, Chironomidae. The record is from the annotation of a GenBank genome assembly.
AUGUUAUCAUCGACAAAGAAGAAAAUUCAAGCAAAUAGUGCAGCAAAUGUAGAACAACCCUCGACAUCAAAAUCAGGCAAUCUGCAAGAUUCUGAUAACCUUUUAAAAGGAAAAAUUAAUAAGCAAAAAUCAUCAUCAGAGGAGCAUGAAUCAUGUCAGGAAAUUGCAGAAGGAAAUUGUCUUGUUGCCAAAGGGGAAAAAUCUGAUGGAAGAAUCAAUACACCCAAGAAACGUUUCUUUGAUUUGAAACGAACUGCUGAAUCAGCAUCGAAUAAGAUUUCAUCAAUCAGUCCGACAAGAUUCGCUUUAAGUUUAACGCCAAAGCUGCGUCGUAAAAGUGCCAUCAACCAUAAAUUAUCACAAUUAGAGCAGCAAAGUAAUUUAUUCAUUCGUGAUGGUUUUGAACAGCAGAUAAAUAAUCAAGAAGGGCAACGAGAUGUCAUCUCCAUAGAGAAUUCUUCAUCAGCUUGCACAGAACAACAAGAAAGUUCUGCCCAAGGCAAGAAAAAUAAAAAAUCGUCGUUAAUUUCAACGUUCAGUUUUAAAACUUCACCAUCAGCUUUGAAUAAAAAUGACGAUGAUACGAUGAAACGAAAUCUAAACCCAAAGACAAAUUUUAAAAUUUUAUGCAAAAACUUUUCCAAAGAUUCGAAACAAAAAGUUCUUGAAACGACAACGACAGGGAAUGAAACGUUUCCGAAUUAUGAAGAAAUCAAUAUUCUUAAUGAAAAUGAAGAUGAAGACGAGAAUGAUAAUGGUUCGAAGCGAGUAAAUCUGAUUACGAAUGUGGUAGCGGAUGUUCUGAAUGACAACACGAAAAGUAAUUGCGAUGAGACCGUCGACAUAAGUUCUUUACUAUCAUCCACCAAAAUGGAAAGUUCUGAAAACUUUCAAUCAGAAUUAAAUAAAGCAAAAGACGGAAAUUGCGGUGAGAUGCUGUCAAAAGCAGAAUUCAAUGCAAAUCUCUUCAAAAAUAUUCCAGUAAGACCACGCAAAGGUCAAGUGCCGCACAUGGAGAAUUAUUGUCUCUUCGAUCCAUCAGUUGACUUUUGCAAUGAAAAAGAAACGAGAAAAUAUUUUCCUUCACUUAACUUCUCACCGAAGAAGUUUCACAACUUUCAUGUGGUUCAAGAGAAAAACUUGUGCAAGCAGCAAUUGAAAUGUAAUGAAGUUGAGGAAAGCAAUUCACAUCACAAUUACUAUGAAAUCGAUCCUGAAAUGCUUGCACAAGACGAAGCUGCAGCAGCAUCAUCAUUUGAUCGACAUGAUAAUGAAGCAAAUCCUUUAAGUAAAUUAACUGAGGCUUCUUUAUCAAGGAAGUCAUCGAGUUCAUCAAGUUGUGAUUAUCCACAAUUUAAUUCUGUUUUGGAAACGACUCCAUCAUCGACCUUCACAAUCGAAUCGACAGAUGACAACGAAUCAAAUGCUUAUGAAAAAUCGAGUUACGGUUGCGUUGCAAAACUGAACAGUCGUGUUUUUGAAACAAUUAAUCAAACGAAGGAUGGCAGUGAGAGUGUUAUGAAAACUUCCAAUGUUGUGACAGCAACAGGAACGAAGAAGAAAUCACCGCCAUUCGAACGAAUUGUGAAACAAAUGUCACGUAAUUUACAAAUAUCGACAGACAACAAUGCCAAUCAACAGCAAACUACAACAAUGAUGGUUAAAGGAAAAUCAAAUAAAAUCAAUUUGGCAUUUUGCAGUGAAAAUGUUUUGUUCGAUCCACUCCGGUCAAGUCAUUCACUUCCACAACUGCAGAAUAUCGCUUUGCAACGAGAGAAAUUAUCCGAUGGUGAUUACAACAUUGAAAUCAAUAAUCGUACCACAAUCCACUUGAAACGAAAUUUAAGAAACGUUCGACCAAUGUCGAGUGAAUCACUCGAUUCAGGAUUCACAACACCAAGUCCACCGAAUGAAACUCUUUCGAUCCAAUCACAAAAUGCUUCGAAUGCUGACAACAAGCAAAUUGUUAAUUUGAAUUCCAUUGGCAAAGAUCUCGCUACAAACGAAUCGUGUAUGCUGAAAGAGUGCGAAAAUGUUCAGCAGUUGAUUGAGGUGAGUUUAAAUCGAAUGUAA